GUGAAGAGGAUGGAGAAGAAUUAAUAAAUAAAAGGGAGAAGAAAAGAUGGAAAAAAAUACGUAGAAAUAGAAAAAGAAGAAGAAAAAGAAAUAGGAAAAAUAGAAAAGAAGAAGAUAAAAGGAGAAGGAUAACCAGGUUGUAAAAGUAUUAGGGAGAACCACACGCAAAAGGAUGAGCGAUACAGUGUAACAAUUUCAUCGGUGAGUUUUAUGGGAGAUCACUUGUCAAGCUGGAACAGCCGGUUAACUCUGUUCAAUUCUAUGAGGAUUGGCUCUAGAAAAAUCAAAUAUAAUUUAUUUUCUGCAUCAGAAUACAUCUGAUACAUCAGAUCUGCAGUGUAGUUUCUCUCUUCAUCUCUUGCCACUUGAAAGUGCAAUUUGAGCUCUUCAUACUGCUGCAGCAGUCGCUGCACACAUGGCGCUAUUGAAAGCCAUCGUGUAUUAGAGAGCUUCAAGAUUUUCAGGGGUUCAUCACCAACAUUGAUAGUGAAAUACAAAGAUAAGUUUCAGAAACCAUAAACUCUAUUUUUCGUGGCAAAGCUUUCGAAGCAUAUGAUGAGCAAAGCUGGAUUGAGUGGCAAAUUCAUUUUAUGUGAACUAUGUUGCUAUUCACUUCACAAAACCUGGUAAUUACGGAGUUAUUUUGCCCACACAUGACACUACAUCCAUCUGUAGCUAGCCCAAUGCAAUUGGCAAGAUCAAGAUUGCAAGCACGAAGAAAGGUAGCCAUAUUGUUAAAAAUUCCUUCUGCAGUGCCAGAAUCAAGUGAUAUCAUGCCAAGAAACCCUGCCAGGAUUGUCUUGUGUGUCUUACUGAAAUACCGCACCAUAACACAAAGCUGUUUCUCUGCUCUUAUGUCGGUCCUUUCAUCAAUAAUCAGAGAGUACGGCAUGCCUUGAAUAUCCAUAAAUAAAUCAUGUCGUAUCACGGGGCACAAAACAUUCUUGAUAAGUGCAGAACAUUUUGUUCUGUGGAUAGAUAUGUCUCUUCCAGAUACAUCUUUGACAAUCUCGCCAAGAUGAUCGAUUGUCAAAAUGCUUGAGUGGCAAGCAACAUGAACGGCCAGCUUGAGUUCAGCAACUUUUAUGCUCUGAUCCUCUGUUUUUCGCGCACAUCCAACAUCAAAAAGAGUUCUUCCACCAGAACCUGGCGCCGCAUUUUUCUUAUGCUUUUCUGUGUCAGCAUGAGCACACAAAUCACUAUAAUGGCAACGAACUGUAGACUUGCAAAAUCUACAUGCUGCCUUCGUACCAUCUCCAGGUACUCGAUGUAUCCAUGACUUUAAUUUGACGUCCUUUUCCCAACUACUGCAGUAGUUCUUCUGGUAUUUUGCCCAUUUGCCCAUUUUGCAGAGAAAGAUCAAUCGAAUGACUUUAAUGAGUACGAAUUUGUUCAAAAUAGCAGGUACUCAUACUGUGGGUAUCAAAUUUCCUGGGAAUUAUACACUAACGACGGGACAAUGGCAUUGCAACAAUUCCAAUGGCGAUUAAUGUUAGAUCACGCAAUGGCUUUAAUUGUUGUCUAAUUAAGCUAUUGUUUAACAAGCCAAUGACCUGCGAAUACGCUUGCUAAUCCAGUGAGGCGCUACAUCGAAUAUAACAAUUGAAAUAACUUUUAAUUAAUACACUGGCAGCGUACUUAGCAGGUACCCUAAAAGUAAGAUCGUGACAACAGUGCACAGAAUACAUGACACAACCAAUCCCACAGUGAUCAUAAUACACACCACGCUGGUAUUGUCAUAUGAAAAAUAACCCCAUUUUCCGAACAUAAUAUAUAAUGCCUGCAACAAAAAACAAAUAUUCUAAAACCAGCCCAAAAACCGCACCCCCGCCCAAAAGGAAAAAAUCCCGCACACUGGAGGAAAAACCAGCCCAAUUGGGCGGGAAAACCGCCCAACUGGCAACACUGGAGGAAGACCGAGGGACAAACCAACUCGCGCGUUGAAAUCGCCUCCAACGACCAUGAGGCUCAGUGAAGGUGCAGGAGUCACUGGUGAAGCACGUCCAGUGAGUGACUCUCGCCUCGCUCCUCUUGUUCCGUGGCGAUGACGAGCAUUUUCAAGCAGUUUCGGGGCUUUUUUUCGAAGCCUCGUCUAGGAACCGAACCAAACAGAAACGAAACACGGUCGGACACAAAUGCAACAGAAAGCUAUGGAGACCACACUGAUGCCGAAGUGAGGGCCAGCUGUUGGUGUGCCAGCCUCAGGAACAGAGCCAUUGCUGCUGGAGUCUUGAUACUGGUCAAGUCACUCGCCGGUUUCUGCCUUGGGAUCGUGUACGGGGUCAGAGGUUAUCCCAAAGCAUGGGGGGCCUUCGCGACAGGGCUCAUCACCAUGUUUGUUUUCACCCCCAUUCUCUUUUAUGGCAUUUGGAAGGAAUCCCGGAAGUGGCUGGCGGUUUGGUUCGUCUGGAUAGCUAUCCUGACAGCCCUGGGUCUCGUUGGCAGCGCCGUGGCCAUGAUAAAGAGUUCUUACGUGUCCACCCUGGCCAUAAUGGGCGUGCUUUUCAACUUUACCAUGAUGGUUCUGCUCUUGUACUUGAUCUAUGUUUAUAUGCAGUCGCUGAGAUCCAGGGAGCCAUUGGUUGAAGGAGACACCUUUUAGCGAAUUCCUCAUCAUUAGCAACUUCGGUUUUCUCCAAAAGCAAGUCGAUGUUGUCACUUCAGUUUCGUCGCGCUGGUCGACUGUCUUUUGUUUGAGCCUUUGCUUGGCUGGAGUCUACCGUCGCCUAAAAACGUACAGAUGUUAUAAAAAUACCAUUGACUAAUCGAUGUAUUAUCUAAUAACAUGAAUCAUAUAUGGUUUGUUCGACACGUACCUGUUUUAGUAUGAUGUCCAUGGUUUAUGCAAUAUUCUCAUUGUUGUGCAUAAAAUGCGUAUAUAUGACGCUAACACUGUAACAAAUGUAAAUAAACUUGAUAUCAGUAA
Penaeus indicus is the source of this 2926-nucleotide messenger RNA. RefSeq lists its product as uncharacterized. Lineage: Eukaryota; Metazoa; Arthropoda; Malacostraca; Decapoda; Penaeidae. The record is from RefSeq and is a predicted model, not a curated record. The transcript has 6 exons. The coding region runs from base 2045 to 2602 and encodes 185 amino acids.